Molecule: messenger RNA, 2497 nt
Organism: Closterium sp. NIES-67
Lineage: Eukaryota; Viridiplantae; Streptophyta; Zygnematophyceae; Desmidiales; Closteriaceae
Source: the annotation of a GenBank genome assembly
UAUUGUGGGUGACUCCCAGCACGGGCGAGGAAUAAGCUACGGACGUGUCUAGAGGAGGCUUCAGCGAGAUAGCUGCAGCGGUAGCGAGAGUAGGGAUAGCGUACGGUGGGUGGGCAGCGGUGAAGAGUCGAGAGCGGCCGGAUGGAUUUUGCGGGGUUCGGGUUGGAGCGCGUGGCGAGCUUGGAGGACGGCAGCGACGCCGACGACUGGGAGCCGGCCGGCCGGGACGACCCGAACGGCGCCAGGGAGGCGUCUGGUAACGAGUCCGCUGAAGCGGCUUCGCCGGCUGGCACCGACGGCCGUCGCGAUUCCCCCAGUCGCGACGACUCGCCGUCGCAGUCGCCGUCGCAUUCGUCGCGAUCUUCAUCGUCGCUGUCGUCUAGGUCGUCAGCGUCGUCGCGGUCGUCGCACAGCGACGGGGAGAGCGAGGAUCGGGGCGCGGUGGAAGAGAGGAGGGUAGGCGAUGGGGGAGGGGAGGAGGAGAGGGAGGGCGGGUAUGAAGGAGACGGGCUGCGAGCCGAUGCCAAGGACAACGGUGGCGGGGACUCGGCGGGACGAGACGCCGGCGGCGACGGGCGUGAGGGCGACAAGCGGGAGGGGGAGGGGGGUGUGGGCAAGGUGGAUGGGGGGUUGGGCGUGAGUCUGGACUUUGACGAGGACGACGGGAGUGACUAUAACGCGUCUAGCGACGGCGAGGGAGGCGGGACAGGGAGCGACAGAAGCGGAGAGGACUGGCGAGGCGCGGGGGGCGAGGGCGGCGAGGGGGGGGAGCUGCAAGAGAGUGGCGUGAAGCGCAAGGAGAGGGGCUCGCCCGGGGCACCAGAGAGCGCUGGGCGAGCAGCCAAGCGGGCGGACACAGGGGCAGGAGGCGGGGCAGCGGGCAGCACGGGGGCAUCCUCAGGGCUGCUGGUGCGUGUGGUGGCGGACCACUACAGCCGGCGCGACAACCAGCAGCGGCACGUGCGCGAGGCCAGCCCCAUCAUCCACCUGAAGAAGCUCAACAACUGGGUCAAGUCCGCCCUCAUCCGCCUGCACACGCACCCGCCCCGCGGCGCGCGCGUGCUGGACCUCGCGUGCGGCAAGGGCGGCGACCUCACCAAGUGGGCGCGCGCCGGGGUCGGGUUCUAUUUUGGGGUGGACGUGGCGGAGGGGUCGGUGCACGACGCCAUGGCGCGGUACAACGGGGACUCAGACGAGUCGUUUGCCGUGGGAGGGGGCAGGGGAGGGGUGGGAACCGGGGAGGGUGGGGGGCGGCGGCAGAUGCGCUUCCCGGCGAAGCUGGCGUGCGCGGACUGCUUCGGGGUGGCGUUGGACCGCGAGCUGGCGGCGUGGGCGCCGUUUGACAUCUGCUCCACGCAGUUCGCGCUGCACUACUCGUUCGAGACGGAGGAGCGGGCGCGCUGCGGGCUGCGCAACAUUGCGGCGCUGCUGCGGCCGGGCGGCGCAUUCAUCGGCACCAUCCCCGACGCCAACGUGCUCGUGCAGAAGCUGCGCGCCGCGCCCAGCCUCAGGUUCGGCAACGCCGUGUACUCGGUGGAGUUCGCCGCGGAGUUCGGCGUGAAGCACUUCCCGUCGUCCCGGCCGUUUGGCAUCCGGUACGAGUUCCGGCUGGAGGACGCCGUGGACUGCCCUGAGUGGCUCGUGCCCUUCCCCUUCCUGCGGCGCCUGGCUGGGGAGUACGGGCUGCAGCUGGAGUACCACGCCAACUUCCACGACUUCAUCAAGACGCACGCCGCCGUGGAGCCGCACGCGUCGCUGCUGCGCCGCAUUGUGGGCGAGGCGUGGCGCGAGGAGAUGACGGCGGACGAGUGGGACGCAGCGUACCUGUACUGCGUGUUCGUGUUCCGCAAGGAGGGCGACGACGAGGGGGCGCAGGGGGCUGGGGGGGGAGGGGAGAGGAGGGAGGAGGUGUGCAGAAGGAUGGAGAGUGAUGAUAUCUUGAUACUUUGAGGCCGGACGGUCCUGGCUGUUGUGCCUGUGGGGUUGUGGUAUUGAGCUGCAUGCGUGCAGCCUGGUCCAAGGGGUAAAAGAGAGGCAAGUGGGCAGAGCAGGACCUCAAGCUCAAAUUUAGGCACCCUGCCCUCAGGGCACACGCUCUGAAAAGUGUGCACCUCACAGGGUUUGUGCUUUAUGUAUGUUGGGCUGAGAAAAGCCCUAGGAUCUUUUCAGAGACUAAGUCCCCCUUGUACAAGAUGCUUGAGUAGUUGACAGGCCCCACGAUAUCAGGAUUUUUACGCCUUUAACGCUUUUUUUCAGGAAUUAUGUGCUCAGGUUAUUCAACCUUCGACUACCCACAAGUUCAUGUGCUCAGGUUCACUCUGAUAAGACUUCCGCUGUCUUACUAGUCUACCAUUCCAGCAAAGAUCCUGGACCAACAUUUGAGGGUUUGCCAAGUGUUCUCAUUAAUAGUUUUAUACUUAGUCUUUUACAACACCAGGAGAUUUAUUUCAUGGUAUGAGUAUCAGAAUUGAGAAGUGAAUAAUUGAUAGAGUGAGAG